AUGAAACUUCUUCUUAUCACCAUUGCUGCAUGCAUUGCAGUGGUCACCGGUAACUUCGAAUGGAAAUCAAAUAAUUUCGAAAGGCCCGAGCAACACUAUUCUUGGCCGAGUGUGAACCACUACACUCAGAAGUCUGAUUCCGAAGGAUGGCGGCCGUACCAUCCUAACUCCUUCCACUUUUGGUAUCAUCCGAUCUCCACUAGAUCAUACCCGACGGUCUGGAGUGAAAACAACUGGCUUAGACCAUAUCGGAAUUACCCUGUCAGGUCAUACCAGAAUUACCCAAGUGAACGUCACUGGUAUAUUAACAGACCUUAUGAAUUAUACGAGAUCAAACCACAGCAAGAGUGGUACGAAUGGAGCUUUGACAAGCCUUAUCAGUUUGAGCGUCCAACUAUCAUCCGCGAAUACCAGAGCAGACCUUAUUCUUACCGUGCCGAAAGCUACCAGCCAGAAGCACGUAAUUGGCAUGCUAAUAGACCCUACCAUCCAAUCAAUUUCUUCCACCCGUACCCUAUUAAUCAACAACACGUUAGUUACAAACCUCACCAUCAACAUCCAAUUAAAUCAUACCAUCCUUACCCAAUUAAGUCUUACCAUGCUUACGUCCAAAAAAACGCUAACAGGCAGCCAUAUAGUCACUUCUCAGACAAAUCAACGGCUAAAUCCCCUGUCGAAUAUCCCACUGCCCCUAAGCCUCAAGCAGAGGAGAAUCAGCGCAAUUGGCAAUCAAACAAACCAUACAAGCCGGUUCCGUCAAAUGUUUAUCACCCUUAUCGUACCAAAACCCUAUACCCAACAAAGGCGUACGAAUCAAAUUUAAUUUCCCAUAAUUGGUACAAACCAACCAACCCUAUAAAUAUCCAACAACGCCCAGUAACUUCUUACCUUCCCUUGCCGAUAAAAUCCUACCAACCUUACCCGCGUAAAUCAUUCCACCCUUACCCAAUUAAAUCUUACCACCCUUAUCCUAUUAAAUCCUAUCACCCGUACCAUAUUGAAUCUUACCAUCCUUAUCCAAUAAAAUCGGAUGACUCUUACCCAAUUAAAUCCUACCACCCUUACCCGAUUAAAUCCUACCACCCUUAUCCAACUAAAUCCUACCACCCCUACCCAAUUAAAUCUUACCACCCCUACCCAAUUAAAUCUUACCAACCUUACCCGAUUAAAUCCUACCACCCUUACCCAAUUAAAUCUUACCACCCUUACCAAAUUGAAUCCUUCCGUCCUUUGCCUAUCAAAUCGUACCAUCCUUACCCAAUUGAAUCCCAUCACUCAACACAAACAAAAGCAUCCCAUCCCUACCCAAUUGAGUCUUACCACUCGAGUGAAACUGAAUCGUACCAUCCAGCUCCGGUCGAAUAUCACUGGUCUUUUGUCAAGUCCAAAAAACCAGAAGUGAAGGAGCAUGUGUGGUUCAUUAAAUCGAAUCCUUUUCAGAGUAAACCGACGCAAUCCACUUCAGAUGAACCAAGUCUUUUCAACGUGCUAAACUUCCUGAGUCUAAUCAAGCCUUUUAUAAGCCCAAAGGAAGAACAACCAAUCAAACCACAGGAAGUAACAUCAAAGAAGCCGUCGAUCAUUAAGCCAUUAUUUGGGAAGCCUUUAAAACCUAUUAGCUUUUUCCCUGUCAAACGGAGUCAGCCAUCGGUCACUAAAUAUAACAUAGAGAACUCGGCGCACAAAGCGACCGCGAAACCACCUCGUCAGGUUCAGGAGCACUCUUCACCGACUCGAAGCUGGUUUCCUUUCGUGAACACUUGGAAACCGUACAAGGAACAGACCACUGAGCCAAGCAAUAAGCUUGCUUAG
This is a messenger RNA of Leptosia nina, 1812 nucleotides long. NCBI's taxonomy places the organism in Eukaryota, Metazoa, Arthropoda, Insecta, Lepidoptera, Pieridae. The record is from the annotation of a GenBank genome assembly.